GGAUGUUAAUUGACACACCUGCCACAAGCUCUGAAACCUUAAUUGUCGAAGCAGGUAGUUACUAGCAAAGUUUGCCUUCCCUUCGUCUUGGAGCAGUGUACAGAUAAGGAGAUUGUACUCAGACGAACGCGAUGUCAUUGCCUAACGACACGAAUGCCACAGACGAGGAUGAUGACCCUCAAUAUGAAGAACCCCCUCCACUGCGUAUUUUUCGUCUUGCCUUGUUUUCCUUGAUUAUCUUGGCCAGCCUAAUCGGUAACUCGGUAGUUUGCAAAGCGGUAUGGAGUAUGCCUUCCCGAAAGCCGUUUUCAUACCAUCUUGUUGCCAAUAUGGCCUUUGCAGAAAUCAUCAGCUCUCUGUGUUUGCCUGUCAUGAUGGUGUUCGGUUUUGAAGACGGACACGAGAUUGAGAUCGUCCACGAUAUCAAUUGCAUUGUAAAUCCCAUCCAAGUUCUUUCAAUGAUGGUAGUAACUUAUUCGCUGGCCGCUCUCGCAUUACACCGGUACCGAGUUCUCAUCAACCCAGUUGCAAGAACUCUGUCGAUUAAACUGAAACUUGCAACAUUUUUUUGUCUGUGGUUACUGCCCACAGUUGUUUGUAUCCCCUUGUUCCUCUCGUUUACGUUUGAAAAUGGCCAUUGCCGUCUAUAUCAUGGAUCCAGCGUUGGAAGUACCUUAACUUACGAACUUGUGAGAUUCGUCCUAAAUUUCGUCCUACCCUCCUUGGUCAUGGUGGCAUCUUACGCAGCUGUAGCGUGGAACCUAAGACAGAGAAUCGGCCGAAAGGCAGCCGAGGCAAGGGGCUCGAUCAUUCCAUCAUCGCAUACCGCUGAAGUCGAUAUUGAUGAGCCUGUAGAACUUCAUGCAUUGAAAAACAACAAGGAGGGAGAAGAAGAACAGCAACAAGCUUGCCAAACCGCCCCAAGAGUGUUGGUCGCCGUAGAUAACUGCAGAUGUGUUAAGAAAGAAAACUCCACUGACGCCGAACAAGAUUUACUGAAGAUGAUAUUUGUGAUAAUCCUGAUCUUUGUGUUUUGUUAUUUUCCUUAUCAAGUAGUCUCUUUGUGGGAAACAUUAGCUGGAAUAAGCGACUGGCAAUUUCGGCAUCACAGUUUGAUGCGAAUAUACCUGUUUAUUUUAACUUGUGUGCCAAGUGCUUUGCAUCCUGUGUGUUACGGAACAAUGAACAGUUUUUAUGCUAAGGCAUUCUCGAAGAUUUUCCUGUGUAAACCCUAGCUGAACUGAUGCUUUACGGGAAUUGCUAUAAUGGGUCAGAGAUACUAGAAUGAAUGUCGGCAGGGGCACCCAACGGCUGUUUUCAGUAAAAUAUCCGUGUUUGGAGAAGCAAAUAUUGCCUAGAAUUUUCUAUUACUUGAGGACGGCUAAAAAUUUCUAGAUGACCGUUCCAUUCAUGUACAAUUUUCCAAGCUCAUAUAAUAAAUUCGCUACGAUUUUCUCAAGUUUAAUUUUUCGCAUUUCACUGCCCAGGUUAGGCUAUUUUUCGUAGAGAAAAGGAAACCUAAAAUUUUAGAAUUGAAAAAGGCGAUGGAGAGAGGAAUCAGAAAAUGUCUCACUUUCGUAACACGUCAAAUUGCAUCUAAAAUUUUCGGGAAAAUAAUACUCAAGCCCUUGUAAUUUCGAAAAGACUCAAGUUGACCUAGGAUGACCGAACUGAAACAAAUUUUAUGGCGCCGCUUAGGAUGCAUUUCUAACUUGAGUACUCUGGAUAGCCUAAAAUUCUCAAUGUAUUUAGGAGGAAACUGUCGUUUGGUGCUCCUUUGUCGGCUCCUUGAGAAUCUGGAUCGUACUGAAACUUAGUAAUAAAAAUGGCAAGGUUUCGUUCUUGCUGUUAGUUACCACGCGUGCAUGGCCGUUUUUCGUCGAAUAAUGGCAAGUAGUUGGCUGCGCGCCGAGAAAUAGAAAAUAUAUUUAAAAUUUUAUAUAAGCCUUGUUUUCUACGCGUCACUCUUACAUGCAUGCCUUUCAGGGAUUCAGGGACGCCAUCCGAUCUCAAUAUAGGAAGUUACCACCACUCCCAAAAGACGGCCUGAGAAUUACCUGUUUUCAAUUAAAAUUGAUUUUUACUUCCCUUAUCCGACUCUAAUUAGUCUUCCUUUCCACUUGAUGCGCCAAGCAUAAAUUAAAAUGAGUUAGUUGUUAUUUGAUUUUUAUGGACCGCAAUUAUUCAUCAGCAGAAGUUUGUGGAAGCCGUGUCUGAGAAGUGUGCGAGUGCCUCAGUGUAGUUAUCUUGCGAGAACAGACAUUCAGUUUUUUAGUCACCUUUUAAGAUCUUUUAAGGAUAAAAACUGAAGUGUUCUUUCGUAAAUCUGGUCUCAAUUAAAAAAAGACCGAAACGAGAGCACUGCAUUCGCACUCCAACAUUCGCUGGGGCGCUUCAUUUUUAGUGACUUGGAAAAAAGAAGAAAGUUAGGUGAGCGUUUUAAAAUUAUCAAACUUCAAGCAGCUCGAAUUCGUUUGCUCAACAAGUAUCACGUUUUUAGUGUUCGCCCGGUUCAGUUGAUUUCUGUGAUAUGAAUGCAUGCAGGUGUGUAGGGUAGGGUCGUGUCAUUUUUUUGUAAGGUUUUUUAUUUUGUCUUUUUGCUUGUGCUAUAUAUUAUAUUGGCACAAAAUGUACAUAAAAGAAACAUGUGUUGAUUCAGAAUCGCUGACAUCUGAUCACUGUUCAACAUUGUUGACCUACAAAUAUUGCAAUUGUUUAUUUAGUUGAACAGUACGUUUAUCAUUUUCUGUAUGUUUGGAUAGUUCACUCAACACGUCAGAGAACGUUGUUUAAUAACAGUCAGUA
This is a messenger RNA of Porites lobata, 2805 nucleotides long. NCBI's taxonomy places the organism in Eukaryota, Metazoa, Cnidaria, Anthozoa, Scleractinia, Poritidae. The record is from the annotation of a GenBank genome assembly.